Messenger RNA from Brugia malayi, 3144 nucleotides. Its product is annotated as MB2, putative. NCBI's taxonomy places the organism in Eukaryota, Metazoa, Nematoda, Chromadorea, Rhabditida, Onchocercidae. The record is from RefSeq and is a predicted model, not a curated record. Bases 1 to 3144 code for a protein of 1047 amino acids. The transcript has 17 exons.
AUGCAGCAACAUAAUUUUUAUCGACUAAAAUUAGGUUUGCCAGGUACGACUAAAAGUGAAGUUUUACAAGGAAAAUAUGCCAAGCUAAUCCUUCCAGCUGCUAGUAAUGAUUAUUUGGAUGCUGUUGUUACACAUGUUGAAUCAUGGACUACAGUUCAUAUACAAUUAGCAAAUGCUUAUCAUAUAUUAUCAAAAUUGCAAAAAGAACUAAAAAAAAUAUACCAUACCACCAAAUCACUAUCAAAUCCUCUCUCAGGUUCAGCUGGAAUUAUGAAAUAUGGCUUACAAAAUGAAUGCUAUCGUGUACUUAUUAUUAAACGUGUCGAUCCAACAUUAAUAUUUGUACGAUUUGUCGAUUUCGGUUAUACAGAUGUUGCAACAAAACAGCUAAUUCAUCCAAUACCAAAAAAUUUAACUGCCAUACCUGCGCAAGCAUUUCCAAUACGAAUGGAAUUAAAACAAGGCAUAGCUGGAUCAGUGUCGUUUAAUGCUUUUCGAAAAUAUUUAACAAAUGCGCAAGUUAUCAUUCAAUUAGGUAAUAAAACUGUGAAUGAUUCUUUCAUGGGAGUUAUACAUGUGAUUGAUGAAAGCAAUAGAUGGCAUUGGAUGAAUGAAGCAAUCGAAUCAAAAAUUCCUAUCAAAAAAUUAGUGAUCAAUGCUAAUGAUAAUGAAGGUGAAGAAAUGAUGGCUUAUAUCAGUGAUGAUUUUAAUAAUCAGCCAAUGAGGAUGAUAAUCAAGCCAUCCGGAAAAAUUGAUUCAAUAGAAAAUGAAAAUAAUCCGAAAAUGAUUGAUCAGCACAAAAAUAAUGAUAAUCAAAUAAAUGAUAACGAUUGGAAAAAUGACCAAAAUGAACAGCUUCAACUGAUUGAUGAUAAUAACAGUGAUAGGAAAAUUAUUGUUGAUAAUCUUGGAAACAAAAUUGUGAUAGAUAAAAGCGAUAAGGAAACGAAUGGUGCAGAAAGAAAAUAUGAUAAGCAAGGAAAAAAUUAUCGAAGUUCAGCACAGUUAUCAGGAAAUAAUCAGAAUCAUCAAGAUAAACAAGUGAAUGCGGUUAAACUGCGACCAUUAGAUGAAGCACAAAAAAGGGAAAAAAAUCGUAAAAAACUAUCUAAAAAUGAGGAAAAUGAAAAUUAUGAAAAUUUGGAUAGCUUUAUAUCAAGAAAUUAUCAAGAAUUAAAUAAUAUUACCAAUAAAAAUUUCGAUAAACUACAACAAACGACACCAUAUCAAAUUAAUUUGAAAAAAGGUAGUUACGUAAUUCCGGAUGGAAACAUUGAAGAUAAUCCGGAUAUAAUGAUGAAUAUUUUGCAGUGUCAACAAAUCCCGAUUAAUCAUCCAAUUGCAACAAAAAAUAGUGUAUUGGAAGGAUCAACAGAAACGAGUCAAACUACUACUAGCAAUUCAUGGAAAAAUGCUGGAAGAGAAAAAAAUUUGACAACUCUCGAUAAUAAAUUAAAAACGGAAGAUUUGGGCUCUGUAAUUGGUUUAAUGGCUUAUGGUAGUUUGAAAGAUGACAUUGAUAAUAAUUUAAAGAGAAGGUAUAACAAUAGUGCUUUUCGACAAUAUGCUGGUCGCUCAAUUACUGAUUUCAAUUUGCCAUUGUCGUCAACUUCCACUGAUUAUACGACAAAUACUCAAGAAAGAUCACAAAUCAUAGUGAGAAAUCAAGAUAAUAAAAUGAAUAAUAAUAAUAAUAGUUUUAGCGAAGAGUUAAUUGACAUAUAUUCGGCAAAGUUUACCUCCGAAAGCACUGAUAACGAUCAGUUAGAGUUAUCAGCUAGCAUCGAUGAUACAACACUAACUGAUAUCGUUAAUAGGAAGCAAAAUAUGAGAUCAAGAAAUCAUCGAUGUAAGAAUAAUCGAAAGAAUGGGACAUUCAUAGAAAAGGAAAUGUCAACCGAUGACGAUGAAUCAUCGUCAGAUGUGUCACCAUCAAAUAGUAUGAGUUCAACAAAAACUACUGAUACUUCCACUGAAGCAACAGCAAAAUAUAACUCAACAAAAAUCAUUCAAAAUGAAAUCGCAAAUCAUUCCGACAAUCAACUGAUAACUUCAUUACCUAAAAGGACAACUCAUACAAGUAAAUGGAUAAGAAGUGAUAUGAUACAAAAUGAUAGCUAUGUUAACACUCAACAAAAUUCAAACUUUGAACGAAGCAAAUUACAGCAACCAGAUUCAGUUCCUGAAUCGAAUUCCAUUUCACGAACUUCUCCGGUCCGGCAUACGCUAUCAUCAUCGUCAUCAUCAUUCACUCAAACAAAUCGUUCUUUGUCAAAUGAAAAUAUCGAGGAAAACAAAUAUCAGUAUGCAAAUUCGGUACAUUCAUCUGACUUCGAAAUACCUUCUUACCUAAAUACUAUCCCUAAAUCAUCCUACAGUCAACAAUUCACUUAUGAGACAUCACAAGAAUGGAUAUGUCCACAACAAAUCAAUGAUAUCAAGAAAUGGUCACCAUUAUUAAUACAAGAAAGAACAAAUAGCACACAAACUCAUACAAAUUCGAAAUUAACACAACACUUCAGGAUUCUACCGGAAAAUGUAAAAACUCAUACAAAUAGUAAUAAUAGUAUAUAUUCCGAAUCAACACAAACCAAUAGGAUUCUACCAAUAUAUCAAUUAGAAAAUAUACCAAAGAGAUUUUCAAGUGAGACUAAUGCAGUCAAAUACAUGUCGAAAUCAUUUCAUCAAAUUGAUGAAACCGCAAAAAUUUCAUCAAUUCAUCAAUCACAAAAAUAUCCAUGUAUUCAUUCAAUACCAAGUGAAACAACAAGUGCAUCAGAUGCAUCUAGAACAUAUUGUAUGGAUUUUCAAACAUCUCUACCAUAUAAAUCUACUGAAAAUGAACAAAUUAGUAAAUCUGAACAGUGUAUCGAAUCGUAUCCAAGAACGAAUGUACAAUUUAUUCAUUCAGAAUUAUCAUCAGAAAUAGCACAAACAGAAGAAUCAAGUUUAAUGGAAGGUUUGAAAAUGAAAAUAGUACUGAUACCAAGACAUUAUCAAUUAUCACAUAAUGAUACUACAGAAGAUGAAGAAUGCUACAGUGAUCAAAAAAUUGAUCAAUACGAAAGCAUAUCAUCUUUUAAUUCAUCAGCAACAAGCAUAACUUAUGAAAGUAUCCAUGAUUUAGCAACAUUUAAAUCAUAA